Fundulus heteroclitus (mummichog) is the source of this 2623-nucleotide messenger RNA. It is a transcript of the gene nr4a1, whose product is annotated as nuclear receptor subfamily 4, group A, member 1. Lineage: Eukaryota; Metazoa; Chordata; Actinopteri; Cyprinodontiformes; Fundulidae. Bases 147 to 1856 code for a protein of 569 amino acids. The transcript is spliced from 7 exons. Gene Ontology annotation, biological process: cellular response to corticotropin-releasing hormone stimulus; regulation of transcription by RNA polymerase II. Gene Ontology annotation, cellular component: transcription regulator complex; nucleus. Gene Ontology annotation, molecular function: nuclear receptor activity; nuclear glucocorticoid receptor binding; zinc ion binding. The record is from RefSeq and is a predicted model, not a curated record.
GUCAUGGAGAGACUGAAGUUUAGUAUAAGAGCGCAGCGCGCAGCGGGGCGCAGGGACUACCGCUCAGCUGGGAGACGCUGGAGAUGACACUGGGGCGCUUGUAGACGGUUUUUGAACACUCGUUCGGAGCAGAAAGUUUGGCAGCCAUGACUUGCAUACAUCCCCAGCAUGGAUCUCAGUUCUAUGAGAACAGCAUGAGCAGCAUGGAGUCUCAGAGCGCAGACCUCGCCUCUUGGCUGGACAUGAGCAGCCCACGGGACCACCUCUCUCCCCCUUCCCUGCCGAGCGCCGGCCCGGUGCUGCGGACGCCCGCCGAGGACUACGAAGCCUACUCCUGCCAGUUCACUACAGCCCCUGCCCACGUGACCUCUCCCUCAGACCAGGAGGGACAUUUCAACAUGGAGGAGCUCCAGAUCUACGGCUGCUACCCGGGGCCGCUUAUGCUGAACUAUCCCGGUGAGGCCAUGUCUCCCGGCGGGUCGGAUUAUUACGGCAGCCCCGCGACGGCCUCGUCCCCUUCAACGCCCGGAUUCCAGGGCCAGCAGGCCUCUAACUGGGAUUCGGUUUUCGGGACAUAUUCGGCCAGCCCGGAGUGUUGGAUGGCUAAGGACUUAUCAGGACCAAAUGCAUCCACUUUAUUUCCUUUCACCUCUGGAGCCGUGGAGGACAUGUCUAAUUUUGGUUCGUCGCUCUUGCAAGAGCAGGAACUGUUUGCUUUGGCUCAUCCUCUUCAAUCCGGACUGACCUUCCCGUCUGUCGUGAGGGAGCAGGGACUCGGCCUUCACGGCAGCGAACAGCUGGACACAAGCUUAUCCCCCAAGCUGAGACGUGGAAAUGAGGGCGACUGCGCGGUGUGUGGAGACCAUGCCUCCUGUCAGCACUACGGGGUUCGCACCUGUGAGGGAUGUAAAGGCUUUUUCAAGCGCACAGUGCAGAAAAACUCCCGAUACGUUUGCAAUGCCAACAAAGACUGUCCGGUGGACAAGAGGAGGCGCAACCGGUGCCAGUUCUGCCGCUUCCAGAAGUGCCUCGCCGUGGGGAUGGUGAAGGAAGUUGUGAGAACAGACAGCCUGAAAGGACGCAGAGGUCGUCUUCCUUCAAAGCCCAAAGUGGUUCAGGACCUGCCAGCCCCUGCGUCCCCAGUGAACAUGAUUGUGUCCCUCGUUAGGGCCCAAACAGAGUCAAACCCCAGCAUCGGGGCUCUAGACUACUCUAAGUAUGCAGAGCAGAAAUUCAUCACGGACCAGAAGGAAGACGAGAGCGACGUCAAACGCUUUUACGAGCUGCUCACGUCGUCUUUUGAGGCCAUCAGGAAGUGGGCGAACGACAUCCCUGGUUUCUCCGACUUUUGUCCUGAGGAUCGGGAACUUCUCCUCGAAUGUGCGUUUAUUGAACUCUUCAUUCUGCGUCUUGCAUACCGGUCAAACCCUGAAACGGGGGAACUAAUCUUCUGCGAUGGCACCGUGCUUCACAAAACGCAGUGCGUUCGAAGCUUCGGGGAAUGGAUCGUCUCCAUCUUGGAGUUUUCCCAAAGUCUUCACUGCAUGAAACUGGACGACGAAUCCCUCGCCUGCCUCUCCGCCCUGGUUAUAAUCACUGAUCGUCAUGGUCUCAAGGAGCCCAAGCGUGUGGAGGACUUUCAGAACCAGCUCAUCACCUGCCUUAAAAACCACAUGUCUGGCUGCGGUUCUGAGUCGCUGCCGCCCAAUUUCCUGUCCCGGCUUCUUGGGAAGCUGCCUGACCUCAGGACUCUGAGCACGCAAGGCCGCCAGCGCAUCUUCUACCUGAAACUGUCGGACCUUGUUCCGCAACCUCCGAUCGUGGAAAAGAUCUUCAUGGACUCCCUAUUGUUUUAAAAUCUAUUUUCUUUCUGACAUGGCAAGAAAGGAAGAGGACUAAAUUCUUGGUGAAUCUGCAGUUUGGUGCUACUUCUUAGUUUGUGCUGAUAGACAUAGCAUCUGGAUCCGGAGCAACAUGGGGCAUCAUGGUUGACGUUUUGGACAGCUGUAGUCUGAAGAUGGAUUUAGAAAAGGUCCACUCUGCAGACCAAACCGCGACUGUUUACAUUCAUGACUGGAGACUCUUCUGAAUGCGAGGAAUAUUAGCUUAACUUCCCCUGUCAGCUACAGUGUGAAAAUGUUCUCUGUGCAGCUUUUUUCAAGCAGAACUGUGAGAGCUGAAGCUUGAGUGAAAACAGUUUAAACAGUCAAAGUUAUUUUUUUUACAAAACCAGCUUGUGAUCCAGACAAAGUUUCCAUUUCUCAAAAACGUGAGGCAGAAGCCUCUUACCGAUCGAUUACACUUUAUAUUAAACACCGCCAUGAUAUUUUUGGUGAUAUUUUUGGUAGCUGAAAUCUAUGAAAAUUAUUCAGUGGUAUCAUUCAUGUAUCAUGAAUCAGCAUUGAGCAGCUAAUAUACUGUGUAUUUUUUUUUUUAAGUACAGUCUUACACACUGUGGUUUUCUUUGUGUUUUUUGAAUCUUUAUGAAAACACCCAGCUGUGUUGACAUAUGAAAUGUGUCCCUGUGUGCAGGGAGAUUUUUGUUGUGGGCUUGUUUUUGUACAUGUAAAAGUGAAACUUCACUGCUCAAAUGUAAAUAAAUGCAGAAUUUAAUAUUUCAUAA